This is a messenger RNA of Ictalurus punctatus (channel catfish), 1427 nucleotides long. RefSeq names its product agouti related neuropeptide (gene agrp). The record is from RefSeq and is a predicted model, not a curated record. NCBI's taxonomy places the organism in Eukaryota, Metazoa, Chordata, Actinopteri, Siluriformes, Ictaluridae. Gene Ontology annotation, biological process: hormone-mediated signaling pathway; neuropeptide signaling pathway; positive regulation of feeding behavior. Bases 211 to 642 code for a protein of 143 amino acids. The transcript is spliced from 4 exons. Gene Ontology annotation, molecular function: neuropeptide hormone activity; type 1 melanocortin receptor binding. Gene Ontology annotation, cellular component: extracellular region.
UGGCCCCACUCCUCCUACUUCACGAGGCUUAAAAGCAAGAGUUGGGUACACACCCUUAACCAGGGGUGAGGAACACUGCAGAUUGUAACUGUCCAAACUAGCAUGAAGACCUGAUUCUGCUGACUGUACAUUGACUCUAAAGCCGCAUCUCAAUCCAGCGGAUAGCCAGUUUGCUGACAGAGUGGAGGAAGCAUUUGUGACUCAGUGGUCAUGUUGAGUGUCGUGAUCUUCUGCUGGUUGAGUCUCAGCGCCGUCCGGGUGGCAUCAGGUCUGGUCCGAACUAACCGCAUGGAGCUCUCGCAUCCAAUCCUGAGGAGAACAGAUACCUCGUUUUUCCCUGACAUCACUGUGCAAGAUUCAGGUCCUGCAGUAGACACAGUACAACUUAGAAUCGAUUCAGUCGAGGAACAGCUGAUGGUGGAUCCUGUUUCCUAUGAUGAGUACCCACAGGAAAUGGCAGAUGCAGUACAGCUCCAGAGGAGAGGCACACGUUCACCAGGCCGCUGUAUUCCACACCAACAGUCGUGCCUGGGACACCAGCUGCCCUGUUGCGACUCGUGUGAUACUUGCUACUGCCGCUUCUUCAAAGCCUUCUGUUACUGCCGCAGCAUGGACCACACCUGCAAACACAGACGUGCCUAGCACUCACAACACUGGUCCUGCAUGAGGCUGGGUUAAAGCUGAUAUGCGGGUGUGAAAAUCAAACCUUAUGCCAAUGCGCAUUUGUCAGUAAGCGCAAGAAUCCAUGAUGGUACUGCUUUACAUUAAUGUGCCCUGAACUAACACUGAACAAACCAUGAACUUAACAAUACGCAUUAACACUUAUUAUUUUUAAAAUAACGAACCAGCACCUACAUUAAGCAACAUUAAUCAGGAGUUCAAAAUAAUGGAUUCAUUGCGAAUUAACUGAGAAACUUCGUAAGCGAUGCUGAAUCAUGGAAUUUUACUGAAAAGUAAAGUUUAGGUGAUUAUCAACAUUUACAAACAGGCUCUGAGUUAAGUUGCAUCCAUUAAUACUUCAUAUUAAUGAGUUUAUUUGUUAACAUUCCUUAUGGUUUAUUAAUGCUGAAGUUUAGGAUUUGUUCAUGUUAACUAAUGCAGUAUUUAAUAUUAUUAUUAUUUGAAGGAAACCUUAAUGUUUAGCAUAACAUUCAUGAUAAACAUGCAAAGAUAUAAAUUUACAAAACCUCACAGGCAUAAACUCAGAGAUCCUCAGCGCAGCAAGUAGACAACAAUGACUGUGUAUUGUUGUAACUCUUUAUACGUGUACAAAUAUAUGUGUAAAUGGUGUCGUGUUUAUUAUUUUUUUAUGUUAUUAAAACCAUAGCAAAUUGGUAUGCAGAAUUGCAUUAUAUUAUUUAUAAUGUUAUAUAUACAAAAAAAAAACCUAUAUAAUUGUGUGUCAUUAAUAAAUAAUAAGCAAAGCA